This is a messenger RNA of Nicotiana attenuata, 1560 nucleotides long. RefSeq names its product probable transcriptional regulatory protein At2g25830. NCBI's taxonomy places the organism in Eukaryota, Viridiplantae, Streptophyta, Magnoliopsida, Solanales, Solanaceae. The record is from RefSeq and is a predicted model, not a curated record. The transcript is spliced from 7 exons. Bases 94 to 1065 code for a protein of 323 amino acids. Gene Ontology annotation, cellular component: chloroplast.
GAAACCUUUGCAGCAUCCUCGUAUCCUGAUUGAUUAGGAGUUGAUGUGUCCCCUGAAAAUCUGAACGAAAAUUGUGAUAGCAAAAGAAAACUAAUGGCGUAUUCGUCAUCUUCAGUUCGAGCAUUUAGUUCAUUACUCUACAGAUUCUCUAAUGGGGUUUAUCUUAAACCCCACCAUUCUUGCACUCUCAAAAGUGCUUUAUUCUUAAGUGGGAAAAUUUCAUCUUCUUCAUGUUAUUCUUCAUGGGUCUUGCCUUUGGAACUUCAAUCUUGCAAUUCAGUGAGAAAGAUUUGGACUUUUUCUCCUCUCUGUAUGGGCAGGCGCUCCUCCAAAAUUGCUGGCAGAAAGACUGCUCAGGAUCUUAAGAAGGCAAAGUUGUACUCAAAAAUCGGGAAGGAAGUUGUUUCUGCGGUUAAGAAAGGUGGUCCCAGUCCAAUAUCUAAUACGGCUCUCGCUGCUCUCAUUGAGAAAGUUAAGGAGCUUGAUAUACCCAAAGACAUUGUUGAGCGCAAUAUUAAGAGAGCUUCAGAAAAGGGUCAGGAAGCUUUUAUCGAGAAGAUCUAUGAGGUAUAUGGUUAUGGUGGAGUUGGUAUCAUCGUUGAGGUCUUAACAGAUAAAGUAAACAGGUCAGUGGCAGCAGUUCGAGAGGUGGUGAAGGACUGUGGUGGGAAGAUGGCAGAUUCAGGAUCCAUUAUGUUCAAGUUCCGACGCGCUCGGGUUGCUAAUGUAAAAGUCACUGAUGUCGACCGGGACCAGCUCCUAACAAUUGCUUUAGAUGCUGGUGCUGAAGAUAUAAUUGAACCUUCAAUGGAUGACUAUGAUACAGAAGCAAAUUCAUCUGAAAGUAGGGUUUACAAAGUCGUGUCUUCAGCGGAGAACUAUCCAGUGAUAUUAUCAAAGCUACAAGAGGAAGGAAUAAAAUUUGAACCUGACAACGGAUCUGAGCUACUUCCUAUAACUCCAAUUGAGGUAGAUGAUGAGGCUAUGGACUUGAACAAAGAACUCAUGUCUAAAUUACUUGAACUUGAUGAUGUUGAUGCUGUGUACACAGAUCAGAAGUAUUAGCUUAUUUGCCACUUAACAGUGGCUGCGCCUAACAACUGGUUGUUGAGGCUGUUGAUGAGUGAUAGCAACAUAUAUUCGGAACUGUAGAAUCCUGGAGUCAUGAGCAAAUCUAAGCCUUUGUCACCCUAUCAAUCUUACUUCCACAAAGAAUAUGCCCAUUUUCUCAGCUUAGGAACUCAUACCAUGGUUUGGCCCGAAUUUCUCAUAGGGUUUUGAUCUUUUAAAUGAUAGAAUGAAUCUGUAGAUUCCAUUUUUUAUACGUGUUAACCCAAAAAAUAUGUUACAGUCUUUGUUCCCCCUUUAUUCCUUUUAUCAGUAAAAUGGAUGUGCUUCGCCAUGUUACAACUGUCCCUUGAAAGAGAUCAUCUGAAGUCUGAAGUCAUUGCCAAUAAUAUAUCCUGUAGCUCUCUCUCUCUCUCUGUAUCAGUAUGAUGAAUCUCAUAUCCAAUUUUCCAAUUUCUGCUGCAGAAGUAUAUUAUUAACAUUUGAUUCAUA